ACGAGCUUCGCCGAGCGCGCCCGAACGACCCGAACCUCGCCCGCCUCGCCAGUCGCACCGAGCCGGCCCGCAGCGAACACGAACGUUCGCGCGUUUAAAUUUAGAAUUCCAUCGACCUUGAAAACAACUCUUUAAUUUCGUGUGACAGUGAUCGCGGCCGCCAUACUUGUUCGCUGUCAAACAUUAUGUCAGAAAUGGAGUGGACUAACCGUCUAGUUAUAAAACUAAUGCAAGAAUACGCGAAAAGACCAGAACUUUGGGAUACUACAAACGAAUUGUACCGAGUCCAAACAGCGAGGUACGAAGCCUGGUCGGACUUAGCGGGGCUAUUCGAAUGCGAUAUAGCGGAGUUGCGAAAGAAAUUGAAUUCGAUUUUCGCAUCGCAUCGGAGGGAGAAGGCGAAAGUUCGACUCGGGGGCAAGUCGACGUGGUUUUUGUAUCCGUAUAUGAAUUUUUUGCCGACGCAUCUGCAGAAUAGUACUAAUGAUAGUGUUGUUGAGACCUCAACUCACCAGGAGACUGAAGAACCUGAACAACCAUCUUCAGACGAAGACAACAACGCCAACGAAGAACAAGAUGAAGUAGUUCAUGAAGAAAUCGUCAUCAAGACCGAACCACAAACGGUCGAGUACGUUAGACCAAGAAAACGGUUUAGAUACGCCCACGCCACUCACAAACCUAGACUGACUAAGCUUACUAGAAAACUUGUCAAAGAUAAUACUAAUAAUAAUUCUAAUCUUGAUAGUAAGGUAUUAGAAACACUAAGUUUGCUUAGAAGAUCAGAUUUGACGAGGAAGAAAGAUGAAUGUGACAGUUUUGGUGAAUAUAUAGCGAUAUCUUUAAGGAAACAUGAUGAGAGGACGCAAUCGAUGAUAAAACAAGCCAUAAAUAAUAUAUUGUUUGAGCAAGAGAUGAAGAAAUAUAGCGUGGGGCAAUAUGCUGUAGUUAUUUCAGGGGUUGAUGAGAACCCUCUUAUUUUGAGUGAUGAUAAGUAAUCUUUAGAGCACAAUAUUUUUUAUAUAGUUAAUAAUUACUUGCCAUGAUAACAUAAAUACUUUUUUGUUUACCAUGUCGGUGGCAAAUAAGCAUACGGCCCGCCUGAGGGUAUGCAGUCUCCGUAGCCUAUAGAUGCCUGCAAGUCCAGAGGUGUUCUUGGCUUAGCUGGUGGCUAUUUAAUUCACUUUUCCAUUUAUUAAAAAAACAUUACAAUUCUUAAUCGAAUUAGUUUAAAAGCGAAAUUUUAUAUUAUUUACCGCUUAGCCAGAGGUUGGUUAUUAUUUUCCUGUUACAUUUAUAACAAAAAAUAACAUUUAAAACGAUUCUAAAUUAAGCUUAAUUUAAUUGCCCUUUAAAACAGAAACAUUUAUUAAAUUGCUGUUAAGUGGAGAAAUAAUUUAUGACAAGAGCAUUUGAUUUGAGCGACGAGUAAAGUACCCACUCAAGAAAACUGUUGUACAUUAUUUCUAAGCAAUUUUAAAAUAAAUACCUAUUUUCAGUAA
Messenger RNA from Cydia pomonella (codling moth), 1499 nucleotides. RefSeq lists its product as uncharacterized. Lineage: Eukaryota; Metazoa; Arthropoda; Insecta; Lepidoptera; Tortricidae. The record is from RefSeq and is a predicted model, not a curated record. The transcript is spliced from 2 exons. Bases 186 to 995 code for a protein of 269 amino acids.